AUGGGAAACAGGAAGCUUAAGCAGAAAUACGAGUAGUUUGGCCGAAGAAGACGGCGAAAGGAAGUUUGUAAACUGCUGUUGUUUUGUUUUUUAAUUCGUAUUGUCAUAUAGUUUAGACAAAAAGAAGAAAAAAAGAGAGUCACUAUGCCCGUUAUAUGUGCGGCAACAGGAUGCAACAAUAAGUUUGUCAAAGGGUCGGAAAUAAGAUUUUACAGGUUUCCUCUUAGCAAACCUCAACUCGCCAGCAAAUGGGUGCACAGCCUUGGGAUGAAGAACUUCAUCCCAACUGCCAACACUUGCCUCUGUUCGGAGCACUUUAGGCCAGACUGCUUCAGAGACUACAAUGGCAAACAGUUUCUCCGAGAGGAUGCGGUGCCCACCAUAUUCACCCAAGGACAGGAUUCCUCAAAGAUUGAACUGCGUAAAAGAGGAGUAAUCCUGAAGGAGACAAAUGUCGCAAAUCAGAUGACGACACAAGCGGACAGAGACAGAGCAAAAGAAGCUGCUCUUCGCAGAGACAAAAGAGGAGGAAUGAGGGGUGGACGAGGUGGCCGUGGAGCGAAACAGCUGUCAGACAGGCAGAAUGUUGGAGCCAAAAACAAAGUGUACGACAACAAAGGGCGACUGCUCUCCAAUGGCAAGGACUUGUGUGACUGUUUGGAUGUGGACUGCAUGGGCUGCUUCUACCCGUGCCCUGAAUGUGGAUCUCGCAGAUGUGGCAUUGAGUGCCGCUGUGACAGGAAGUGGCUUUACGAGCAGAUGGAAGUGGAAGGUGGCGAAAUCAUCCGGAACAAGUUCGCCAUUUAGUUUUCAGAUAUGCUUUUCUUUCUCUCUGAUUUCAUAUCCAAAUCAGGCUGAUGGACCAUUCAAGACUAUGAUGCACUCUUUAAGAAAUAAUCCACAAUAUUUAUCAAGUUUUACAAACCUAACAGGAGAAGAAAACUCUUUUUUUUUUUUUCUCUCUUCUUUAAAUAAAGAUUUUUUUUCUCAAUAUUUAAUGUCUGUGCUGUUGAUAUAGUGUAGCAUGUUAUCUUUAAAAAGGACUUUUCUGUAGUAUUAUCAGCAGUUUGGUUUGUAAAUGGGGAAAACAUAUGGAGUGUAAUGUAUACAUUGUAUAGUUUGUAUAGAUGAUUGGAGCAUGAAGUCAGUAACAUAUUCAUCAGGGAAUGGGAUGGUGACAUAGUAUCAUCCAAACACUAACAGGGUUUUAAAGUUAAUCAUAAAGUUAAGGUGACCAAUUUAUUAUAUAUUAAAACACUGCCUAAAUAAUAAUAAUAAUAAUUUAAAAAAAAAAGGGAACACCCAGUCAUCGCCCAGGGCGUCUUGUCUUAAUACCUGUCGGGCACACAACAUUUCAUUUAAACAUUUCACUGUCACCAAAGCAGGGGAAAUGAAAACUGGUUUAUGAUUCUUAAGUGGACGAAUCGAUGUCCCUGAAUUUUAAUUGACUUUGAGUUAUACUGUUCCCUAUAAUUGUUCCCUUAAUUCUUUUUUUAAUUUAGUGGUGUGGAUUUAUUUUAUUUGUGCAGGAUGAGUACAGAAAAACAUUAAAAAUGUCAGCCUCUGGAAGUGUGCAGUGUAGACGAUUACAUAGUGACCUAACAAAUAAAUGGUCGCUGGUUCAAUUCCAGAACACAACUCUCCUUUUGGGUUGUGUCAGGGAGGGCUACUGGUAUUAAAAACUGCUGAACUACCCUUAUCACAAGAGGUCUGCUGAAUGUAGCUCUGUGGGUGUAUAUAUACGAUCACAUUGCAGCAACUUAAUGCAUUAUUAAAGACUGCAAAAAUGACCUGCUGAGGUUCAACGCAGUGCUUAUGCAAUACAAUACUUCAAAUUUGGGUAUAAAUCCAAUAUCAAGUGAAUACACAGCCAGUAUUGCUGAUACAGAUACUGAUAUUUUUAACCUAUAAAAGCAGCGUAUGUAGGGGAGAGCAGCGGGUCGUGAUUAAUGAGAUGAAUCAUUACGUCCCACAAUAUUUAGUUAAAAUGAAAGAAUACACAUUUCAGCUUUUCGUGUA
Molecule: messenger RNA, 2019 nt
Organism: Pundamilia nyererei
Lineage: Eukaryota; Metazoa; Chordata; Actinopteri; Cichliformes; Cichlidae
Gene: arl14ep
Product: ADP-ribosylation factor-like 14 effector protein
Exons: 5
Coding region: 145-807 (220 amino acids)
Cellular component (GO): intracellular membrane-bounded organelle
Source: RefSeq, a predicted model, not a curated record